AUGAACGGAUUCUACUCCUCCAUCGCGCACGGCCUGGACGAACUCCACGGCACGCUGGCCGCCUCGUCAUCGUCGCCGGAGGGCGCGUUCGUGUCGGCGCCGUUCCUCCAACAGGCAGCGGCGCUGCUCCGGUCCCUGCAUUCGCAGCUCGUCCACCUGGUGCAGCGGCUCCACCUGCCGCCCGGUGAGAGCUGGCUGGACGAGUACAUGGACGAGACCUCCCGGCUAUGGGAGGCCUGCCAGGUCGUCAAGGCCGGCGCCACCGCGCUGGACACCUACUGCGCUUCCGCCACCCGCAUCGAUGCCGCCUUCGACGACUGGCUCUGCAGCCCCAACCCACACACAGCCCGUCAGGUGAUGCGUGCGAUCAACGCGCCAAGGCGGCAGGCUGUUGGGCUGGAGCAGGAGAACCGGGCGCUUGCGGAGGCUAGGAUCGACCCAGCGUCGCUGCUGCUCGACGACCGGUCGCCCGUGGAGUUCAAGCUCAACGCCUUCAACGGUUUCCGGGGCGUGCUCUACGCGCUGCGCAACGCCAGCUCCUUCCUCCUCAUGAUCCUCAUCUCUGGGACGGUCUCCUGCCUCCCGGACCUUGGCUGUGCGCCCAUGUUCCGUGCCACGGGUGCUGGCUACGUCUCCUCCAUGGGGCGCCUGCGCCAGCGCGUCGCCGAGGAGAUGGAGGCAGUAGCCGGGCAGCACUCUGGCUCUGGCGUCAUGAUGUACGAGUUCCGGCAGGCCAGGGCCGGCAUCGAGAGCCUCAAGGCAGAGUUCGACAGGGUCAUCGCCACAGGGUAUGCCGACCCCGGUGAGAUCGCCGAGAGGGUGGAGAUCAUCAAAGGCUGGGUUGGGGUGCUGCAGUCAGGUGCGGAGAGUGUCGUCGGCGAACUGGAUGACUUCUUUGAUGAGAUUGUGGAAGGCAGGAAGAUGCUGUCUGACCUGUGCAGCCAUCGCUGAAGCUGAUCGGAGUUUGCAGCAGCUAUUAGCAGAAACAAACAGGGCAUGGUAGAUAGUACAACUAGGCUAACAAUUUUAAGAAAAAUGUAGGUGUUUUUUGCUUUUGUGAUUGGGUAAUCUAGCUACUCUCUCUAGCUACCAUAGCAGCUAGCCAGCUAGUGUGUGUGUCUAUCAUCUUUGCAUCGUGUCUUCUUUAAGCAGCAAUGGUGAUGGCAGGCAGUUUGUGCUUAGGCCUACCUAUUAUGAGCAUCAGAAUCAGAAUAUGUGUAGUAAUUUUUAAUGCAUUGAUCUAGGCGGAGUUUCUUCCAUGGAUGAAUGAUAUAAUGGUUGAUAGUGAAAGGAAGAAUCUGCAUUGGAAAAGGGAA
This is a messenger RNA of Brachypodium distachyon (stiff brome), 1316 nucleotides long. RefSeq lists its product as uncharacterized. Bases 1 to 951 code for a protein of 316 amino acids. The transcript has 2 exons. The record is from RefSeq and is a predicted model, not a curated record. Lineage: Eukaryota; Viridiplantae; Streptophyta; Magnoliopsida; Poales; Poaceae.